Leptopilina heterotoma is the source of this 1151-nucleotide messenger RNA. RefSeq lists its product as uncharacterized. The transcript is spliced from 2 exons. Lineage: Eukaryota; Metazoa; Arthropoda; Insecta; Hymenoptera; Figitidae. The record is from RefSeq and is a predicted model, not a curated record. Bases 220 to 1014 code for a protein of 264 amino acids.
UCGUCAUUUGGAAAUUAAACGAAAUUAAAUGGUUCUUUUCACAAAUAUGACAGAAAUGUAUUUUUAAAAAAUACAGAAAAAAUUUCAAAGAAUGUUGUGAAUUUACAAUGUCGGAGAAGCUAAAAUUGUUUAUGUAAUUCUACAAGGCGGAUCAUUCUCCUCGACUCAGAGAAAAAAAUAUAAAUUCACAUCGUUCGGCAUCGGAAAAUAAUUCAGAAAAUGGAUAUAUGGAGCGUUUUACAAGAAGAUACAGUAUUCAUCCCCGACGAUCUAAAAUUAAUUCUAAAAGCGACGAAAUACGACAAUUUCUUCGCCCUCGAAAGAUUCACGCAAGUCGAUCAGAAAAAAAUCGAACACUUCAUGCAAAACACAUUACACGAAAUAAUAAAGAAAGAAGAUCGCGAAAAAUAUUACGGAAUCUUCAAGGAUCACCCGGAGAAAUUUAUAUUCGUCGGCGGUCUCGAGCAGGCAAUAUGGGAAAUUGUCAGCACAGUGAAGAAACUUGUGGCGAAAAAUAAAAGAUCAAAAGACUCUGUUUCCACCAGUGCAUGUUCCGGUUCAUCCUCAACCUCUUCGCCGACAGUUGUCAAUAAAGCAACAACAGAAAAAGAAACCGUUCACUCUCUCAGUGACAUGAAAACAAUAUUGGACCGAAAUGUCAAUAAUUACGUGCAGGAGAAUUAUGCCUAUCACGGUUUACCGCAGAUUUCGUCUAAAGUCACGGUGGACUGCAAUGGUUUGCAUAUCGCUCUGUUGAAUUGUCCUUUCCCCAAGUGUCGGAAAUUGACGAAAAUACGGAGGAACGGAACUCGAUGGAAUACGUCGAAUUUUUAUAAACACAUUAGCGUGCAUUCGACUAAGCAGGAAGUGGUGGAAAAAUUGACGAUUACUUCGAAUACUCUGUUCGUUAAGACGGAGGAGAAUUAUUUGACUGAUAAUAAUAGUGAAACAGUGACGGGAGACGAUGGUGAGGAAGUGGACAUUAAGCCAAAUUUAACGGAAUUCAAUUGGUGAGAAUCGAUUGGUUCAAUUUAAUUCAGAACUUGGUUUUUUUUAUUAAACAUGGAAAUCGAUUUUUAACGAAUUGAUUUUUAAGGAAAUUUAGAAAUUUUCUUUAAACAAAAUUUAGAAAUUGAUUUUCAGUGCAAUUU